Molecule: messenger RNA, 1437 nt
Organism: Saccharomycopsis crataegensis
Lineage: Eukaryota; Fungi; Ascomycota; Saccharomycetes; Ascoideales; Saccharomycopsidaceae
Product: leucine-rich repeat domain-containing protein
Exons: 1
Coding region: 1-1437 (478 amino acids)
Molecular function (GO): protein binding
Source: RefSeq, a predicted model, not a curated record
AUGAUCAAUCAAUCAAUCAAAAAAACAAAGGAAAAAAUGCCAUUGGUUCUUGAUGAUCUCCCCACAGAAAUCCUUCUCAAGAUUUUUCGCCAUGUUUCCAAUCUCCAAUCCCUCGCACAUUGUCGGAUCGCCACAAUAGACCGUAUCACCAUCCAAUGCAUCGACCAUUAUCUCUUCGAGAAUGUCAAUUUCUACUACUGUUUACCAAUAACUCCAAACUCAUCCAUCGACAAUGAUCACCAACUUUAUAAUUUCGACGACGGCAUCAACGUGGUGGUGGAGAAGGACCAACCGUCGGUGAAUUUACAGUACUCCGAGAUCGAUAAGUUCCAGGAAAUCUCGAAAUUCUUUCACACUGUAACAAUUCGAAGCUCGUGGUUCUACAAUGAUAUGAGCCGUGAAUAUAUUUUCAAUCUUGAGGAGUGCCAACUGAAUUGGACGAGGUUUGUAAAGUUUGUGAAUUGUUUAUCGUCGAUGACAACGUUGAUCACCGAUAUAGAGAGCUUAUCGUGCGAUAGUAGUUCGUUACACAGUUUGAGUUUAUACCGAUAUAAAGGAAACAUCGUUGAGAAUUUCCCCAGGCUCGGGGAGCUCCAGCAUUUAUCGGUGGAUUUACGGUAUGAUAUGGUGGAGAUCCUUCGAGCAACCACUCUGAAGGGCCAAAUAUCAUUCCCGAAAUUACAAAGUCUUACAAUCCUUCGAGGCCUAGAGGAAUUCGAUGGUAGGUUUUGGGGCCCCAUCGCCCCGAAUUUGCUGGAGGUCAAGGUAAAUCUUGGACAAUCCUCCACGCUUCGCAACUUGAACGGCCAUGAGCUUGGGAGUUUGAAACGGUUGGAAUUGGAAACUUAUCAGGAAUUCGACAACGUCUUGGGGAAAUUCACCAAGCUUGAAGAAUUGAAAGUCACCCAACAAGGAGAAGGAGGGGGCAUUUGGGAUCUUGAAAAAGCCCGGAAAAGUUUAAACAAGGCGGAGUUCUCGUUCUCGAAUAUCACGGUGAUGGAAAACUUGCACGGACUUACAACGUUACAACAGCUUAUUUUAAACACCAACAAGAUUGGGAAAAUUCAAGGGUUAGAAGAUUUGGUGAACUUGAAGGUUUUGAAUUUGUCCAAUAAUUGUAUCAAGAAGAUCGAGAAUCUUUCAUCGCUUAAAAACUUACGGGUGUUGAAUUUGCGAGGUAACAUGAUCACCAAGAUGGAAAACUUGGACCAGUUGAGGAGUCUCGUGGAGUUGGAUCUCAAUCGUAACCAGAUAAAGAAAAUAGAGAAUAUUGGCCGAUUAUCAAAGUUGGAGGUCCUUAGAAUAUUCAACACCACCAAAACCAAGCUGGAGAUCCGUGAUCUAAGGAUGUCCAAUCAUGAUAAAUUAUGGAUAAUCAUCAGUUUUUGUAUUGUUUUGUUGUGUGUGGUUCUUCAAAUAAUAAAACAGACACCAUAA